Trichoderma reesei QM6a is the source of this 1044-nucleotide messenger RNA. RefSeq lists its product as uncharacterized. Bases 1 to 1044 code for a protein of 347 amino acids. Gene Ontology annotation, molecular function: metalloendopeptidase activity. The transcript is spliced from 2 exons. Gene Ontology annotation, biological process: proteolysis. The record is from RefSeq and is a predicted model, not a curated record. NCBI's taxonomy places the organism in Eukaryota, Fungi, Ascomycota, Sordariomycetes, Hypocreales, Hypocreaceae.
AUGAAGUUCAUCUCUGGUCUCCUUGCCCUCGCCGCCCUGGCUUCAGCCGCCCCUGGCAAGGCUCCCACCCCUCUCGACAUCAAGCUCGAGAGCGCCGGCAACGCUGAGAUCAAGGCCGUCAUUACCAACACUGGCAAGAACAAGCUCAAGAUUUUCAAGACCGGCACCAUCUUGGACAGCAGCCCUGUGGAAAAGGUCAAGAUUAGCUCCGGAGAGCACACCGUCCCCUUUGACGGCAUCCGGCAGCGCAUCUCCACCGCGAACCUGGACGAGGACGCCUUCCAGAGCAUCCCCGCGGGCGAGUCCAUCGAGGUGACGUUUGACAUUGCCGAGGCCCACGACCUGUCCGUGGGGGGCAAGUACGACGUGCAGUCGACGGGCGCCUUUUCCUUUGCCGAGGAGGACUCGACCGAGCUGGUCGGCUCGGUGCCGUUCGAGACCAACACAGUCUCGGUCUCGGUCGACGGCGAGGCAGCCUCGGCGCGCCGCAUCGCGUUCCACCAGAAGCGCACCCGCGUGCAGAGCGACUGCUCCGGCAGCAAGCUGUCUGUGACGCAGACGGCGCUGCGCAACUGCCAGUCGCUCGCCUCUGCGGCGCAGCAGGCCGCGGCGUCCGGGUCGGCGUCGAAGCUGAGCGAGUACUUCAAGUCGUCGUCGAGCAGCGUCCGCAGCACCGUCUCGGGCGUCUUUGGCCGGGUCGCGUCCGAGUGCAGCUCGACGACGAGCGGCGUCGCCAGCUACUACUGCUCCGACGUGCUGAGCUCGUGCUCGUCGGGCGUGCUGGCCUACACGCUGCCCAGCGGCAGCCUCAUGGUCUACUGCAACCUGUACUUCACGGCGCUGCCGGCCCUGACCCGGUCGUGCCACGCCCAGGACCAGGCGACGACCAACAUCCACGAGGUCACGCACCUGACGCAGGUCAAGGGCACGCAGGACUACGGCGGCUACGGCUACAACUUUGUUCGGAGCCUGAGCGCCGCGCAGAACUUGAACCAUGCUGAUACGUAUGCCUUGUAUGCCAAUGCCAUUUACGCUGGCUGCUAA